GAGAAUCGUCUGCGUCACGGGAUAAUGGCUGAAGAUCGCGGAUAUUAGAAGGUACUUUUCUGCUUUUAUUUACUUUCUACUCUAUUAAAAUACUGCAUUCAUUUGAACCCUAAAUUGUGUUUGUCGACGCAGUUGUGCGCCUCGUCGUGAAAAAACCUCUGUCUAUUCUUCUGUGCCAACUUAUGCCGACAUCGCCGGUACAAACCGUCGAACCUUCGAAAUAAGAGCUCAGUGUUUUCCGCGCGUUUUACAACCACGUAAACAGUUAGCUUUAGCUUCACACAUUUACCCUUUCUUUUUAGGCUCUAAGCGAUCAUAAAAGCUGCUGCAGCGGGUUACACCCUACAUUAUAGAGGUACUAGUCUGAGUGCGACGGUAACAAUGUUUGGAGGUCAUUUUAGCUCCUGAACGGCUCUCCUGUUAGCAUUAGCACGACUCCGAGGCCUCCUCUGUGAGCAGGCGGGAGCUUUUAUUUUCCAAAACUGACUCUGCACCUGUCAAAGCUGCAAAAUCUGAGAGUUUAAUCUGCUCAUUAAUGUCUGUGAAGGUUAGCAGUCAGUGUUUGAGCUGUUUCACUGCCACACACUCUCUUUAAAGCCUAAUUUUCAUUCAUUAUUAUCUCCCACAGACUCAUCUACUGAGCCCAAGAGUUAAAUAAAGAGAAGGUGACUUACUGCUGAGCGUAAGUUUGUAUUUCUUUUAUUAUUUAUUAUUAUUUUUAACUUCUGCAAAGUAUUUUUAUACCUUAAUGUCAUAGUUUCUAUGUUUUAUCAAUUAAAUACGAUUUUAACGUCAUUAUUCUGUUUGUGUUUUCCAGCCUGAUACUGGAUUUCCACCUGGUGAGUAAUAAAAACACACACUUGUUAUUGGCUGCUGUUAAAUAAACCUGAUUAUCCCAGAACUGCAUGUUUGGAAAACCACUCAAACUUAAUAUUUAAUUGAGAAUAGUGAAAAUAACACAGAAUAUCUAAACCAAAUACAGUUUUUUUUCAAUUAGUCAAUCAAACUUUAUUUUUAAAGCACUUUUCCUACAGGAAUGCGACUCAAAGUGAUUUACAGUUUUGUUAAAAACAAGAACAAAAAAACUAUCCCAGAUGCCCCCUUACCCCCCACCUACACAAACACACGCCAACGCACCCGCACAUACACACAUUCAGAGGCUGAGUCCAGAUGAAUCAGUUGAGAAGGCGCCAUCAGAGGAGCCAUCAGCACCAGGAGCAGAGAGCCGCCCGCAGCCACAGGACGCCGUUACGGGGCCAGUGGAGGGAUGUGUCAGACAGCAACCUCCACCAGGAACCCCGUGGCCGGCCCCUGCAACCACAAGCGGCCACCACUCCUGCUCCUGGUGCCGAGGGCUCCCUCAGAGGAAACACUGGGGGUCCUAAAAAUGAUAAAAGGAUAAAAACAAGUAAAGACUAAAAUAUGAAUGAAACACAGACCUAAAAUAAACCAAGGCUAACUAGAAUAAAUGAAGAUAAAACAAAUAAAUAUCAAUUAAAAGCUAAAGUAAAAAGGUGGUUCUUGAGCCUGCUCUUAAAAACAUGAACGGCAGGCUGUUCCAUAGACGAGGGCAAUAAUAUUGAAAAGACGCCUCGUCAUGAGUGUGUGUCCUUACUUUUGGAAUGACUAGGAGCCUUAUCUGAAGAUGAGAAGGCCCAAGACCAUUAAGACUUUUAAUAACAAGUGCUGCUGAAUUUUGUGAUAAUUGUAAAAUGAAUUUCUUCACCUUCAUUUGAACCAAAUCUCACCUCUCCUCUCUUUUUCUGUUGUCCAGCUGCAAAGAUGUCUCAUGCCAACAGUCAUGGGAAGCUGCUCCUGCAGCGCUUACAUCAGCAGCGGGAGAUGGACUUCUUGUGCGACAUCACCAUCAUGGUGAGAGACGUGGAGUUCAGAGCCCACCGUAACAUCCUGGCUGCGUUCAGUAAAUACUUCUCUGCCAGAGCUGAGAAGGGUCAGGAGGUCACGACCUUAGACCCUGAUAAGGUCAGCCGCUACGCCCUGGAGAAGCUUCUGGAGUUCAUCUACACUGGACACAUGAACCUCAGCAGGUAAGGCUGAACCAUAUUUUGGUCUUUGGCUUUGUUGGAGUUUUUUCAACAUUUUUCAAACCAAAUCCUGUUUUCCUGUUUCAGUACGCGACAGGCAGCCGUGCGCCGAGCCGCUGUCUUCUUAGGGAUGCCUGAGGCCACAAAGUACCUGGAGGAAAUCACCCACUGGACUGAACCAAGCGAGACGUCCCAGUCCGAGGCAGAUAAAGAAGCUGGUCUCUCUCCUCCCAGUCCGGCUUCUCCAGGCAGCUCUCCAGUUCCUCUGUCCAUCGCCUCUGUGGCAGGGGGAGACUGGCAGGAGGGGGAGGAGGGAAAAGACAAGGAUGAUGAAGCCAUCGAUUUCUACGUGGAAGAGGGAGAGAGGAGCGACGAUGAGUACAGCCCGACCAUGCUGAAGAGCGUCGGAAGAGGACAGGGGAGGAAGAGAGGCAGGAAGCCAAAGAGUUUCAGUGGAGAGGAGGUGGAGGCCAGCAGCUCUGCCGACGGCACACCGAAGACGUCAGGCUACAGGGGGAGGGGGAGAGGAAGAGGGAGAGGCCGGGGUAGAGGGAGGGGCAGAGGGAGAGGGAGUUACAAAACUGAAGACCCGUUUAUGGAGGACUCAGAUACUAGUGUGAAGGAUUUCGGGGACACAUCAGCAGACUGGAGCCCCUCACAGGAGGAAGACGAAGACAAUCCAGCCAAGAAACCCAGACUGAGCGUCGGAACGGCGCGGAGAGGCCGAGGGAGGGGGCGGGGUAGAGGGAGAGGCAGGGGGCGCGGCAGGAGGAAGACAGUGGAAGACGAUGACGAGGACAGCGUUGAGGAGGGGACCGACAACAACGACGAGCUGGAGGAGGGAGAGGUCGGGGAGCGGUCAGAGAUGGACGACCUGUCGCUGUCGUGCACCGAGUGCAACAAACUGUUCAAAGACGCGAGCAGCCUGCGCAGACACGAGAAGAUCCACAAAGGGCUGAAACCGUUCGUCUGCAUCUUCUGCUCCAAAACCUUCAGACAGGCGACGCAGCUGAAAACACACCUGCGCAUACACACAGGUGAGCUGAGGUGGGAGCUGAAGUAGAUUAGCAACUUUGAGCUGUGGGAGAAAAAAUAAUGAUUUUAUCCCUGGAGUUUGGAGAAUUUGAGGAAAGUUUAUAGUCAGAUAUUCGGCAAACCAAGAAAAUCUUAUUGAGUUCUUCGAAUAUGGGGGAAAAUAAUGCAAAAAUAUCUUGAGAUUUUUUUCAGGAAUUGUAAAAAAGUUGAAUACCUCUAAACUGUAAGUGAAAAAAAAACACUUUCCCUUUCUGUCUCUGGUGUGUGUCAUAGGGGAGAAACCCUUCAGCUGCUCCGACUGUGACAAGUGUUUCGCUCAGAAGUGUCAGCUGGUCGCUCACCGCAGGAUGCACCACGGAGAGGAGAAGCCGUACACCUGCGAGCGCUGUGGUUUCAAGUUUGCCACCUCAUCCAACUACAAAAUACACAUCAGGUACUCACAACUCACACCACUGAUACUCCUCUGAAAGCAGAUGUGAGACACGUUAGGUUUGCUUUGGUUCUGGGCCCACCUGGAGUCAAAGAUGGACAUUUUAUCUCUUUGUUAGUUUUGUCUUACGUACAGAAAUCUGCAUCAUAAAGUGAGGGUUUCCUAUUUUACUUUUAGCUUUUUUUUUAAACCAAACUCUCUUGAAAUCAACGCAGAUUUAUCGGUCAUCAGAAAGUCAGACAAACUGAAAUAAUCUCUAGACUUUAAAAGUACAAACAAUUAAAACAGUGUUGAUAAGGGAGCUCUUUCUGGUCUUAAUUUAAGUGUUUCUGAUGUUUCGACAGAUUACACAGCGGAGAGAAGCCGUACGUGUGUGACGUCUGCGGUCAGGCGUUCGCUCAGUCCAGCACUCUGACCUAUCACAAGCGACGACACACCGGAGAGAAACCGUACCAGUGCGAUCUGUGCGGCAUGUCUUUCUCCGUCUCCUCUUCUCUCAUCGCUCACGCACGAAAACACACAGGUGAGAGUUUUAACAGCUUUUAUUAAACCAUUAAAAAAAAGAAGAGUGUCAGAGUUUCUUUGGUUUCCUUCCAAUCUGUUUGGACAGAUCGAGUCGUUGAGCAGCCAAACCUUGUCGGCUGGAGGCUCAGAGCAGCUGUUCUGUCACACCCCCUGAUAAACUGUUGUUCUGCUGUGUGAAUGUGUUUUAGGUGAGACUCCGUACAAAUGUCCGCAGUCAUCGUGCGACGCAAGUUUCGUGACGUCUUCAGAGCUGAAGAAACACAUAAGGAGACUUCAUCCGGGUGGGUUUUCCCUGAUCGGAGCCGAGCUGAACAUCUGCGAAUAUUCUGAUCAGGACUUAACAUGUGAAGAAGCCGCUCACGCCCUUCUGUCUCUUGUUUGUGUGCAGAGGGCAGCAACGGCGUGCAGUGUCUGCUGUGUGGAAACAGGUUUGCCAGCGUGAAGAACAUGAUCAAACAUCAGGAGAAAGCUCACGCCGACGAGGUGCGACAACACAAGGAGAGAGCCCGAGCAGGUGAGGCGUCAUGUGAUCUUUGAGUCAGUGUUGUGUGGAGUCGGGUGUGUCAGGUGUGAUAACUCUGUGUUCCUGUGCGUCAUCAGUGGUCCUCCUGGCCUCCAGUCAUCCCGUGGCGUUCGUCCAAAGCAAACUCUCCAAAGAAAACAAAAGUUUGGCGUCCAUCCCUGAAAGUGAACCCCCCAACCCAGAACCUGCGACCCCCAACCCCAAAGCCACCGAUCCAUCUGCAGCCGCCGCCUCCGAAGAUCCUGCGACCACUGAAACCAUCAUCCAGGACUUUAAGGCGGAGCCAGCUCACCCGCCAAUCACCACCACCGCCGACCAGGUGACCUUCGAGCCCGACCAGGAGCAGACCAUCAACUCAGACACACUCCACGCUCUGGUGGAGCAGCUGCGGCCGCCGCCCUCCCCCGCCCAGGGCCUGGAGCAGAUCGUCAUCAUCAGGACGGUGGAUAACCCCGAACACAACCCACCUCAGCAGUGAGCGACGACACGGAGGAGUCCCUCUGCUGGAGUGUUUUAACCUUCAGUCAGACACACCCACAUCCACGUGACAGAGACUCUGGUGGACAUUCAGUCAUCUUCAUAGGGAGGAUCCUGGUAGGUUACAGCUCUGGUAUGAAUUUUGUAGUUUCCUGCAAUAAUGAUUAAAAAAAACUCUGUCAGUGUAAAUAGAAAAUAAACACACAGGGUGAAAAAACAGAAGGAAAAAUAAUUCAUCGGUCAUUAUUGGUUUAAACUGAACCUGUCAUACUGACUGUGUCGGCCAUGUGUAAAGAUGGACGACAUGUCUCCUCCUUUGUAACAACAGUGAAGCCAAAAUACUCAGCAGGGGAGUGUUACAUCUCGACCCCUCUCUUAAUCAAAACAUGUUUUACUUGAAACCAACAAAAUCAUGACGUCACCAGAGUCCAUGUUUGAGAGGAAUCAAUUGUAAUUGGAUCAAUACCACAGCUGACCUGCAGGGGGAGCUUUAACUGUUUUGGCUUCACUUUGUUGGAGUUGUUGUCUUAAACAGUCUCUACAGAUAAGAACCAACAUUUCAAGAGAAUCGGUUCCAGUUUGACAUCUGAACGAAGCAGUUUAGAUCAUUUGGAUGAUUUUAAAUUUUUUUUUUUUUUACUUUAUAACCCUGAUGGUUUGUGUUUCCUGAAUCAUAGCGGUAUGUUUUCAUACUGUGGCUGAGUAUGACACUAUUAUCACUCAGAGUUUUCUUAGAAAAUUACAAAAAUAAGGCCUUUGUCACACAAACAUCUCAGAUUCUUCUUUUGUUGCCCCUCUGUCUCUUUUCUUUUUUAAAUUUUUGGUUUGUUUGAGUCAUAUCUGUCAAGAGAAUUCUGUUGGAAAGUUGGAAAAGAAAAUAAACAAGAUUUUAAGUCCCAGAAAACAAACGCAGGACGUAAAAAGAGGCAUUUAUACCAGGAGUUAUUAACCUGCCUCCUCUGUCGGGUGAAUAAUAGCUCAUUCAUAUUGAACAAAAAAGUAACUGCAGCUCAUGGCAUUAAUUUAAUAAUCAGUCAUGUCAACAGUGAGGAAAAUGUUUUUUUUUUUUUCAUUUUGUCCAAAAACUGUCUUUUUUUUUUACCCAUCACUAGUUUAAACUCACACUGUAAGAAGAAAAUCCCCUAACCUUAAUUUUUAUUUCUGAUAUGAUGUUGGUGCAAACCUGAAGAGGGAAAAAAACCUGGAUUAUAUAAACAUCAGUCUUCACCUAGAGCAAAGUGUUUGUCUUAUUUCUAAGUGUGAGUGAUGAGUCUGAUGUUGAAUCUGUUUCUCUUCAGUUUAUAGCUUUACCAAAACACCUGAGACCAACAAUAUCAGCAGUUUUGUUUUCAUGUGUCUGGAGUCACUUUUCUGUUGUUGAAGGAAUACUCAGUGUAAAGAAACUUUAUCACACCUGAAUGUUUAAAAGUAUUUAGUUAAGAGGCCAGGACAUUCUUUGUAAUAGGUUAUAUAGUUAAUACUAGCAUUACUAACGUGCAAAGAGACGUGACUAUUUAUCAGAAAUGCUCCCCCCUUUAGUGUUCGACCUGUGAUGGUGGUUUGAUUCGUGGAAAUAAAACCCUGUUCAUGCAAAACAAGAUUUCUAUCAAGUGUAAUAUAGUUUUUUUUUCUCCUUUUAAAGCAGCUGUUUUAGCAGACGUACGUGUGCAACAAGUUAGAAAACUGCAUUUUACACAGUAUUUCUGUUAACUUGUAAGUAGCUGGGUUUUUUUUCAGGUGUUUAUUUCAGUUUUUAUUUUUUGGAUGAAGUCUCUGCAUUCAUGUACAGAAAUGUGAAUUACAUACAUGCUCACUACUGUGUAAAAACUGUACAAGAAAAUAAAAAAUGAAGACAUAACAGGCCAAA
Messenger RNA from Xyrichtys novacula (pearly razorfish), 6902 nucleotides. The record is from the annotation of a GenBank genome assembly. NCBI's taxonomy places the organism in Eukaryota, Metazoa, Chordata, Actinopteri, Labriformes, Labridae.